AUGAUGGGAGAUGAUAUGGAAAUCGAGCCCACAGAUCAACGCGGCACUAAGCGCGCAGCAGAGGAUGUGGAGGCCCAGGAGCCUCCUAAGCCAAAGAAGAUCAAGGCCCUGGAUCCUGAUGUCGUAAACAAAAUCGCUGCUGGAGAGAUUAUCGUUGCUCCAAUGCACGCGCUGAAGGAGCUGAUAGAAAACGCCGUCGAUGCUGGUUCCACUUCAAUCGAAGUUCUGAUCAAGGAAGGAGGUCUGAAACUGCUUCAGAUUACUGAUAAUGGUCAUGGAAUCGAUCGAGAUGAUCUCCCUAUUCUUUGUGAGAGAUUCACUACGUCUAAGCUUAAAGAAUUCGAGGACUUGACCUCCAUUGGAACCUAUGGAUUCCGCGGUGAAGCUUUAGCUAGUAUCAGCCACAUUGCACAUCUCACUGUUACAACGAAGACUGCUGGAUCUAGCUGUGCCUGGCGCGCGCAUUACGGAGAUGGCAAAUUGAUACCGGCCAAGCCAGGACAGAGCUCUGCACCUAAGGCAACGGCUGGUCGAGGUGGAACCCAAAUAACCGUCGAAGAUCUCUUCUAUAAUGUCCCCACUCGACGUAGGGCUUUCCGCUCGGCAAGUGAGGAAUAUGCGAAAAUCCUCGACGUCGUUGGCCGUGCGAAUACUGUCGACCGAAUCCGCCAAAUUCAUGGCAGUGCUGUGGCGAACGAGGUUGUUGAAUUCAAAGCCGCGGAUUCAAAACUCGGAUUCCGAGCAUCGGGCUACGCCACCAACGCCAACUACCAUGUCAAGAAGACGGUGAUUUUGCUUUUCAUCAACCAUCGCGCAGUGGAGUCGACUACUGUCAAACGUGCGAUCGAGCAGACUUACUCUCCCUUUUUGCCCAAGGGGGGCCACCCGUUCGUCUAUCUUGACCUCGAGAUCGAACCCAGCCGGGUAGAUGUCAAUGUACACCCAACAAAGCGUGAAGUAAACUUCUUAAAUGAAGAUGAAAUUAUUGAGCUUGUUUGCACCGAAAUCCGAUCCAAGCUGGCUGAGGUGGACUCCAGUCGCACAUUUCUCACGCAGAGCCUUCUACCGGGUGUACAGGCCAUCGAGUCACUGCAGCGUGUUCAAGAGGGUCAAGUCAACGAGGACACAGGAGAAGCAGCAAAAUUGGGAGCAAUACCCAAAACACCCGCAACAGCAAAGAAACCCUAUGAAAACAACCUUGUCCGGACAGACUCCAAAGUCCGCAAAAUUACAGCAAUGUUGACCCCAGCGGCAGCCUCACCGCGAGAUCCAUCCAACCCCGACGCCUCCAUAGAAACCGACAAGACGACAUCAUCAAUCCUAGACGACGGACUCCAAUACGAGACCACAGAUCGGCAACCACUAAAAAUCGCCCUCUCAUCAGUCAAAAGCCUCCGCGCAGCCGUCCGAUCUGAAAUGCACAACACACUAACAGAGAUGUUCGCCGCACAUACGUACGUCGGACUCGUCGACGAGCGGCGCCGCCUAGCCGCAAUCCAAUCCGGCGUCAAGUUAUACCUAAUCGACUACGGACUAGCAUGCAACGAAUUCUUUUACCAAGUGGGCCUAACGGACUUCGGCAACUUCGGCGUAAUCCGACUAGACCCAGCGCCGAAGUUGGUAGAUCUACUAAAAAUUGCAGCAGACUCAGAACGACAAGAGCACGCAGACUCCAACGGCGAAGAAGCCGAUAAUAUCUUCAAUAAUGCGCCGGAGAUGAUAGCACAAACUCUCAUCGAGCGUCGCGAGAUGCUAAACGAGUAUUUUUCGUUGCAGAUCAAUGCAGACGGAGAGUUACUCUCCAUCCCACUGUUGCUGAAGGGAUAUCUGCCUGCACUGGCGAAAUUGCCUCGUUUCCUGUUGAGGCUUGGACCGUACGUGGACUGGAGUAGCGAGGAGGGCUGCUUCCGCACGUUUUUGCGUGAGCUUGCUGCUUUCUACACACCUGAGCAGCUUCCUGUGCUUUCGCAGUCUGCUGCCCAGCCCACGCCGGCGGGGUUGGCUGCACAAGCUCCCGCGGUAGCCGAUGGCUUGGAGAAUGAGGAAGAUUUAUUUGUUAGGGCGCGUCGGGCACAGAUGAUCCGCAUGUUGGAGUAUGUUGUCUUCCCUGCCCUGCGCGCGCGGUUGGUUGCCACGUCACGGCUGCUGCGGGGUGUGGUUGAGGUGGCAGAUCUGAAGGGAUUGUAUCGGGUAUUUGAGCGUUGUUGA
Penicillium paradoxum is the source of this 2208-nucleotide messenger RNA. RefSeq names its product mismatch repair ATPase MLH1. The record is from RefSeq and is a predicted model, not a curated record. NCBI's taxonomy places the organism in Eukaryota, Fungi, Ascomycota, Eurotiomycetes, Eurotiales, Aspergillaceae. The coding region runs from base 1 to 2208 and encodes 735 amino acids. The transcript has 5 exons. Gene Ontology annotation, biological process: mismatch repair. Gene Ontology annotation, molecular function: mismatched DNA binding; ATP hydrolysis activity; ATP-dependent DNA damage sensor activity. Gene Ontology annotation, cellular component: MutLalpha complex.